AAAUAGAGAAUGGGAUUAUAAUCCUAAUCCAGGAGACCUUUCUUGGGGCUCCAGGGAAACUGUCCUUUAAUCUUCUUUUCUACUUUGUAAGGGGGCUCUACCUUCUCUUUAAAGCCUCUCUGCUAAUCAGCAUUAAUUUUGUUUAACUCUUGUGAUGUCUGUCCUUUGCUUUACUGGUCGCACUGCUGUCUCCCAGUUAAAAUCCAGGGCAAGUUUAGCAGGCAGGAGCAGACUGAGAAACGUUCCUCGCCCCAGUGACAAAUUCCUGCGUCCUCCUUUGGGGACCGCCUUGUCUUUUUGCAGCCCAGGGGGGUCUACGUGGCCGUUUGUCCUCAGUCUCAGGUGUGGCACCUCCCCAAACCUGAGGAUCUUUAUUAAAUAGCCGUGCUGCUCUGUUGCUGGUUGACUCCAGCCCGUUGUGGUUUUGGUAAUACGUGGUGGUUAGGCCGGAUCCAGAACCGUUUUAAGAGUAACCCGGUGGAGGUGAGAGACCCUCUGUGCUAGAUAUUUGCAGAUUGGCUGCUCUGAAAAUGCCAAAAUCUGAGCAAAGAGGGAAAAAAAAUUGAGCUUCUGCUCGAAAUAAAUAUGUACCUGUAAUGUUACUGCUGCAAACAGCUUGAAAAUGUGACAGGCAGAUGCCUUACUGGGCUGGGAAUGAAACAGGAGAUUUAAAAAGGCCCGAAUCCACCAGAUGGGGUUUUUCAGGCUUUUUUGGUGCUUUACUUAUGGUUUUUGAGGGCUUCAGGUUGCCAGAGGGAGAGGAACUGUGUUUGACGGGGCUGGGGGAGCGGAGAAGCGUUGUUACAAGUGAUUUUUUGGGGUCAGGGCGUGUGUUUAACCAAAUCUGAUGGUGGAGGUGAGGGCAUCCUCUCCCAUGUCUGCGCUGCUCACGUCUCGAGGCAGAGAUCAUCUCCUCUGUUCACCCUCCCAGCACAUCUUCAUCCUUCACCUCUCCGGCCCCGAGCAGCUGCCCCCAAAAUCCCGCACUGUGCCGGCUGGUGGGCGCCUUCUGAAAAUGCUCCGUGGGAGCUGGUUUUGCUCUGUGCUGGCACAGAUUCCCAGUUUGCCAGCCGGGUGUUUGCCGUCUGCCGCCCACGAGGGCCUAGCCCCUUCAUCUGGCAGUGGAAAUGGCUUUUUUUUUAUCCCCUCUAAAUUACGUCUUGUUUUCCUCUGCAGAUCUCCAGCAAAAGAGAAGGGAUACAUUUGGAGGGAGGCAAGAGGAAGCACCUCCAAGUCUCUUGGUUUAUUUUUAGCCCGUUUCUCAAAGAAGUGAGACCUGUGAUCGCAGCCCGUGUGUCUUUUCUCACUUUAGUUCUGAGUAUUUGGGGGAAGAAAGGGAAUAAGGUAAAGGAGAGCGUCUCCAUCUUCCCCUGAUGCCCCACCAGUGCUCUUUCGGGCAGAAAAGCACCACCAGCACCAGGGCAGCACAGACCCUGCAGGGUCCCACCGGGGAGGUGCUGGGACGUGCUGUUUGGAGGCCUGGGUUCAGAUCUGCGUGGGCAGGAGAAGGAGUUUCUCUGUUGCCUUCAUGGUGGAUAAGUAGCCUAAUCGUUGACGUGAGGCGAAGCAGUGGCUGGAGGCAACAGCCGUACAGACUUCAGAAGAAGAGGAGCAUUGUCUGCGGAAGGUGAAAUCCUGGCUAAAACCAAGACUGAGUGAUUUUCUAAAAGAGUUGCCUCAACCACGUAACUGUUGGGUGUGUAAUGCGAGCGUAGCAGCUUUAUAGCCUGGCUUUUUCGCCUGAUGUGCAUCAGUGCUAUCUAAGAGCCCAUCCGUUCUUGGUGUCUGUGGGCACCACCACUUGAUCACCAGCUAAAGACGUGCUACGUUUGAGAAGGAGGGUGGGCUGGAGACCUCCCAAGGCCCUCUCCAACCCGAAUGAGCCGGUGGUCUUGCCCGGGAGGUACCGCACCUCCCUCAGACCCACAGAUAGCAGCUCUUCCCCGUGUGCAUUUGCAUUGGUGACUGCGGGGGACGUGCGAUCCGUGAGGUUAGGCGUACGGACGGGGACAGUUCUGCUGUUUGCCGAAAUGCCAGGCCGGCACGUGCCGGCACGUGUCAGCCCGUUAGUGGUGGUUGACUGCAGCUUUACUAGCCGAGAGAGCAGAGAGCGGAGGAGAAACCACGAAAGGAGAUUAAAGACCAGCGAGCAGUUUUCAUUGGCCAUCUUAAAAUUGCAGCUCGGUAAUUAAGGCUUUAGGCAGCUCACAAAUAGCCCAGCUUUCUGCCGGCUCGCUCGUAUUGUGAGCCUGUUGCCGCUGCAAGGAGCUGGACUUUAUACCUGGGCUGAAAGGCAGUAAAAGCAAAAGCCAUGCAGGGACCAAGACCAGUGGUUCUGAGUGGCCCAUCGGGUGCAGGGAAGAGCACUUUAUUAAAGAAAUUGCUUAAAGAUUACGAGAACAUCUUUGGCUUCAGCGUCUCCCAUACCACGAGGCAGCCAAGACCUGGAGAAGUAAAUGGCAAAGAUUAUCACUUUGUGACCAGAGAGGAAAUGCAGAAAGAAAUUGAUGCUGGUGAAUUCAUCGAGCACGCAGAGUUCUCCGGAAAUAUGUACGGGACGAGUAAAGGUGCAGUGCAGGCUGUUCAGGCCCAGAACCAGAUCUGCGUCCUUGACAUCGACAUCCAGGGCGUGAAGAACAUCAAGAAGACAGACCUGAACCCCAUCUACAUCUCUGUGCAGCCUCCGUCCAUAGACAUCUUGGAAAAAAGACUACGUGACCGAAAGACUGAGACAGAAGAAAGUUUACUGAAGCGUUUGACUGCAGCUCGUGUAGAUUUGGAACUUAGUAAAGAGCCUGGCCUGUUCGACUUGGUCAUUAUUAAUGAUGAUUUAGAAAAAGCCUAUUCCGAAUUGAAGGAGAUACUCCUGGAGGAAAUCAAGAAGACCCAAGAAUCCAGGAAGUCCUGAGCUGAGCCUGCUUGGACGUUUUAACUUUGCACAUCAUUCCUGAAGCACAUCAUGCCAUUUUAUUCCGAGAGACAUUCCCUUUAGGCUGAUCCUCCUCCCAGGUUACUCUAGGAUGUUUCUAUUAAAAGGAAAGAAAACGAAA
This is a messenger RNA of Harpia harpyja (harpy eagle), 3050 nucleotides long. It is a transcript of the gene GUK1, whose product is annotated as guanylate kinase 1. Gene Ontology annotation, cellular component: cytosol. Gene Ontology annotation, biological process: purine nucleotide metabolic process. Lineage: Eukaryota; Metazoa; Chordata; Aves; Accipitriformes; Accipitridae. The transcript is spliced from 8 exons. The coding region runs from base 2312 to 2908 and encodes 198 amino acids. Gene Ontology annotation, molecular function: GMP kinase activity. The record is from RefSeq and is a predicted model, not a curated record.